AUGGAUGACUGCCGUCCUGACACAUCGCUUUCUCCUGUAGACGCGUCUUCAAUCCUAACUCACUUUCUGUAUAUCGCACCGCAACAACAACACCCACUCAACAACAGACCCGCCUCGCCCCAGCUCUCCACCCCCACAAAUUAUAUCGCCGCCAACUCACUCAGCUUGAGCCUCUACCAGCCUUACCGCCUAUAUCUUCACCGCCUCUCCCAUCUCAAACCCAACCACCGCCGCCACCAAGACCGCCACCACCACCACCAACAACAACAACAACAACAACAACAACAACAACAACAACAACAACAACAACAACAACACCAAUAA
This is a messenger RNA of Stereum hirsutum FP-91666 SS1, 324 nucleotides long. RefSeq lists its product as uncharacterized. Lineage: Eukaryota; Fungi; Basidiomycota; Agaricomycetes; Russulales; Stereaceae. The record is from RefSeq and is a predicted model, not a curated record. The transcript has 3 exons. The coding region runs from base 1 to 324 and encodes 107 amino acids.